Messenger RNA from Camellia sinensis, 635 nucleotides. Lineage: Eukaryota; Viridiplantae; Streptophyta; Magnoliopsida; Ericales; Theaceae. The record is from RefSeq and is a predicted model, not a curated record.
AGCUUCAGUUGGAGUUCUCAUUGGCAAGGCUGGUGAUACUAUACGGUUUCUACAAAUCAAUUCAGGUGCCAAGAUUCAGAUCACAAGGGAUGCUGAUGCUGAUCCAUAUUCUGCCACCCGGCCUGUGGAGCUAAUAGGAACUUCGGAAAAUAUAAACAUGGCUGAGAAACUGAUAAAGGAUGUUAUAGCUGAGGCUGAUGCGGGGGGGGGUUCCCCCUCCCUUGUGGCUAGGGGUUUCGGUAUGGUACAGGCUGCUGGCACUGUGGAACAAGUUCUCAUACAAGUUCCAAAUGAGAAGGUUGGUGUAAUCAUAGGUAAAGGUGGGGAGACUAUUAAAAAUCUGCAGACGAGAUCAGGGGCACGCAUUCAGUUGAUACCACAACAUCUUCCUGAUGGGGACCAAUCUAAAGAAAGGACAGUGCGCGUGGCUGGUGAUAAGAAGCAGAUUGAGAUGGCAAGAGAAAUGAUAAAGGAAGUUAUGAAUCAGGCUGGGUGCAGCUGCAGUGCAUUGGACAGCUUGAUGCUAGGCAAUGUAUGCAAGACGGCUGAGGCACGUGCCUUUGGCACAUGCACAAGGGUUCAUUGCUAUGAUUGCAACUUUGGCUAGCCGAGAUGUGUCUUUACUCCGUUAGUUG